AUGGAAAACAGUACUAACCCUCCUUAUUUUAACCUCACCGUGUUUGUGAACAUGGGCAACUACCGCUAUCUUACAUUUGUCCUGUGUCUCCUGUUGUAUGCUUCCAUUAUCUCAGCUAAUCUUGUCAUAAUAGUGGUGAUAUCACAAGAGAAAACUUUACAUGAGCCCAUGUAUAUUUUUAUUAUGUGCCUUUCUAUUAACUCUCUGUAUGGCUCUGCUGGCUUCUUCUUCAGAUUUCUGGCAGACCUUCUGUCUGAUACUCAUUUGAUCCCACGACCAGCUUGUUUAAUUCAGAUCUAUGUCAUUUACACCUAUGCAUCCUUUGAGCUCACCCUUUUAGGCAUUACAGCCUACGAUCGGUAUGUUGCUGUCUGUCAGCCUUUACAUUACCACAGCAAAAUGACCUCUAAGAUGGUCUCUAAGUUGGUUGCCUUUGCAUGCAUCUACCCACUCCUUUCUGUUGCAGUCUGUGUUUACAUGGCCUCCAGACUUCCACUGUGUGGCAAUAAGAUACCUAAGGUAUACUGUGCCAACUGGCCUGUUGUAAAAUUGUCAUGUGUCUCUACUGUCAUUAACAACCUUGUUGGCAUGAUUGUGUCUGUAACCACAGUUUUUCUCCCCCUGGCUUUUGUUUUGUACACAUAUGCACGAAUUUUUCUCAUUUGUAGGAAACGCUCCUCAGAGUUCAAGAGCAAAGUCAUACAAAGCUGUCUGCCCCACAUUAUUACAUUUGUCAAUUAUUCCAUUACUGUGUUUUGUGAUGUUGCUCUCAGCAGAAUUAAUCUUGAAGAGAUUAAUCCAUUUCUAGCAGUAAUUUUAUCACUUGAGUUUGUUGUGAUUCCUCCCAUUGUGAAUCCUCUUGUGUAUGGCCUGAAGCUACCAGAAAUUAGAAAAUGUAUUUCAAGUAUGUUAUCAUGCUCAAAAUUUGACCAACAACCUAUGUAA
Epinephelus fuscoguttatus (brown-marbled grouper) is the source of this 945-nucleotide messenger RNA. Its product is annotated as olfactory receptor 6N1-like. The record is from RefSeq and is a predicted model, not a curated record. Gene Ontology annotation, cellular component: membrane. The transcript has a single exon. Gene Ontology annotation, biological process: G protein-coupled receptor signaling pathway. Lineage: Eukaryota; Metazoa; Chordata; Actinopteri; Perciformes; Serranidae. Gene Ontology annotation, molecular function: G protein-coupled receptor activity; olfactory receptor activity. Bases 1 to 945 code for a protein of 314 amino acids.